CUAACGUCUAACGUCACUGUGCCGGUCACCUAAACUAAAGAGCAUAGAGCAGUCAGUCAUAUAAAGCCCUGUGAGGUAUACGUGUUGCAGCGCCAUUAUUUUUUAAUUUACCUUACUUAUAUUAUCUGUAUAGUGUAUUCUGUUUACAACUUUUGUUUUGUUUUCUUUUUGUAUCGCAAUGGGCAAGGUAGCGACAGCAGAUGCUCUUCGAUUUAUGACAGAUUGCUUAAAAUCCGUCGGAGCUGCGGCUAAAGCAGCACAACAGCAGGCUGAGCUGCUGAUCGAGGCGGACAGGGUGGGACAUCCGAGCCAUGGACUUAAUAGAUUAGAAUUUUACGUGAACGAUAUCAUAUCCGGAGCAUGUAAACCAAACAAUCAGCCAAAGAUUUUGAAAGAAAGUGCGUCGACAGCCUGGGUGGACGCUAACAAUGUGCUCGGCGCUACCGUCAGCCACUUCGCGAUGGAUAUUGCUAUAAACAAGGCUAAACAAACCGGCGUUGGAUGGGUGACCGUAAAAGGUUCAAAUCACAACGGCAUGGCAGGCUACUGGUCGAAAAAAGCCGCGGAUCAGGGUCUUAUGGGCAUGGCGUUCACAAACACGUCGCCGUUACUCGCUCCUACGAGAAGUAAAAAGUCAGCAUUAGGAACAAAUCCUCUAUCAGUAGCCGCUCCAGGAUCAGACAAAGAAACGUUUUACUUGGACAUGGCGACAACGGCUGUUGCUGUUGGGAAGAUAGAAAUGCAAAUGCGGAAAGGCGAAACUUUACCAAAAGGUUGGGCCCAAGAUCCUGACGGUAAAGAGACACAGGACGCAGAGCUGGCUUUCAAGACGGGCUGUUUAAUGCCACUUGGCGGAGGCGAAGACACAUCUGGGUACAAGGGAUUUGGACUUGCUGCUAUGGUAGAACUUUUUUGUGGAAUAUCAUCAGGUUCAAACUACGGACACAAGAUUCGCUCGUGGUCUCAUAGCGGGGACGGUGGUCCAGCAAACUUAGGCCAUUGUUUCAUAGCUGUGGAUCCCGAAAACUUCGCUCCAGGUUUCGGUGACAGAUUAACAGAAUGCAUGCGACAUUGGAGAGAAUUAGAACCGGCAGAUAAAAGUCUCCCAGUGUUAGCACCAGGCGACAAGGAGAAAAAAGCAUCACAGCUUACAGAUUCAAGAGGAACUGUUUCCUAUGUAAAGCAACAGUUGGACUCAAGUGCGGCUCUCGCUAAGAAACUGUCAGUUAAGCCCAUGGAAGUUGUAGAGUGAUUAACGCAAAUACAACGGUUGAAGAAUUCACAAUAUGUGAAAUAAAAUAAUAUAUUUUAGGAAUGGAAGAUUAACUAAUUAUAUAUUGUAUUUUUACGCUCUUAUGUAUUAUAAAAUAAAGUCUAUUUUAGUUUG
Molecule: messenger RNA, 1387 nt
Organism: Vanessa tameamea
Lineage: Eukaryota; Metazoa; Arthropoda; Insecta; Lepidoptera; Nymphalidae
Exons: 9
Coding region: 179-1252 (357 amino acids)
Molecular function (GO): oxidoreductase activity
Source: RefSeq, a predicted model, not a curated record